Coregonus clupeaformis (lake whitefish) is the source of this 1214-nucleotide messenger RNA. Its product is annotated as elongation of very long chain fatty acids protein 4. Bases 258 to 1214 code for a protein of 318 amino acids. Gene Ontology annotation, biological process: fatty acid elongation, polyunsaturated fatty acid; sphingolipid biosynthetic process; fatty acid elongation, monounsaturated fatty acid. The record is from RefSeq and is a predicted model, not a curated record. Gene Ontology annotation, molecular function: fatty acid elongase activity. The transcript has 7 exons. Lineage: Eukaryota; Metazoa; Chordata; Actinopteri; Salmoniformes; Salmonidae. Gene Ontology annotation, cellular component: endoplasmic reticulum; endoplasmic reticulum membrane.
AGCACGAGAGAGACGUUUUCAGCGCAGUGAAAAGGUUGCGGUCAUGAUGGUGCCUCUAUAACGAAUGUAUCUAUUCGGCCGUUAUGUUAACUAGUUGUAUAUUGGAACAUAACCACGGAUAUACAAAUAUAUUAGGGUUUUGGGUAGCCGAAACGGUGGAACUGUUAGAUUGCAUGACCUUGCACUGAAUGUCAGAAUAAAAGGACCGUGUAUAGCCCUAUCUGUCGCCACGGGGACCUCAGAUACUGGCCGCAACGAUGGAGCUCGCCACGCAUCUGAUAAAUGACACCAUGAACUUAUAUAAAUGGGCCCUUACCAUCGCAGACAAGCGAGUGGAGAAAUGGCCCCUGAUGGACAACCCCCUCCCCACGCUGGCCAUCAGUUCCUCCUACCUGCUGUUCCUUUGGCUGGGUCCCAAGUUCAUGCAGAACAGAGAACCAUUCCAGCUCAAGAAGACACUCAUCCUCUACAACUUCAGCAUGGUCAUCUUCAACUUCUUCAUCUGCAAAGAGCUCUUCCUGGCGGCGCGGGCGGCCGGCUACAGCUAUAUCUGCCAGUCUGUUGACUACUCAGACGACCCCAAUGAAGUCAGGAUAGCAGCAGCGUUGUGGUGGUAUUUCAUCUCUAAAGGAGUAGAGUACCUGGACACGGUGUUCUUCAUCCUGAGGAAGAAGUUUAACCAGGUCAGCUUCCUCCACGUUUACCACCACUGCACCAUGUUCACCCUCUGGUGGAUCGGCAUCAAGUGGGUCGCUGGCGGACAGUCAUUCUUUGGUGCACACAUGAACGCAGCCAUCCAUGUCCUGAUGUACCUAUACUAUGGUCUGACCUCCUGUGGACCCAAGAUCCAGAAGUACCUGUGGUGGAAGAAGUACCUGACUGUCAUCCAGAUGAUCCAGUUCCAUGUCACCAUCGGCCACACUGCUCUGUCCCUCUACAUGGACUGUGAGUUUCCCCACUGGAUGCACUAUGCCCUUAUCUGCUACGCCCUCACCUUCAUCGCCCUGUUCGGUAACUUCUACUACCAGACGUAUCGCCGCACGCCACGGCUACCCAGGGAGCCCAAGGCCGUCAAGGCUCUGUCUAACGGGGUCUCCAACGGGUUGUCCAAGGGACUGGGGAAUGGAGUGCUGCUGGGGGGCAAGGUGGAGGAGAAGGAGAGGCCAUCAGGGAAUGGAAGGAGGAAGAGGAAGGGGUGGGCCAAGAGGGAUUAG